GAAGAAGAGACGUCAUGUGAUACGCUAGCUGGUGGAAGCAGAAUGAACUAGCUAGUGUCCCAUCAACUAUACCAUUAGGCUGCGAAUAUUAACAUUUAAAGGCAUACAUCUGUAAACCACCGUUUAAAGGAAUAAGACAAGGCGCUGCUGGCCGCUAAUUUCCCACACAAAAAAAACAAAAAUGACGGCGGCGGUAUUUUUCGGCUGCACUUUCAUCGCCUUCGGCCCAGCCAUCUCUCUGUUCCUGUUUACAAUCGCCCGGGAUCCACUGAGGGUCAUUUUCCUCAUAGCAGGAGCUUUUUUCUGGCUGGUGUCUCUGCUGCUGGCCUCUCUUGUGUGGUUCAUCUCGGUUCAGAUCAGUAAUAAGGACAGCGCGACACAGCAGAAAGGUCUCCUCAUCUUCGGCGUGGUGCUCUCCGUCCUGCUGCAGGAAACCUUCCGCUUCGCUUACUACAAGCUGCUGAAGAAAGCUAAUGAAGGCCUCCUCACUCUCAGUCAGGAGGAAACCAUGCCGAUCUCCAUACGACAGCUGGCCUACGUGUCCGGACUCGGCUUCGGCUUCAUGAGUGGAGCGUUCUCGGUGGUGAACAUCCUGGCGGACUCUGUGGGACCGGGGACUGUCGGGAUCCAUGGAGACUCGCAGCACUACUUCCUGUCCUCAGCCUUCAUGACCCUGGCCAUCAUCCUGCUUCACAUGUUCUGGGGCAUCGUCUUCUUUGACGCCUGCGAGAAGCAGCGUUGGUGGGCGGUGGCUGCUGUCGUCAUCAGCCACCUCACCGUUUCCUGUCUGACCUUCCAGAACCCCGAGUAUGUCGGCAGCCUGGUUCCCACCUACGUCAUCUUGUUCCUGAUGGGCGUCUGGGCGUUUUACUCGGCCGGCGGCUCCCUCAGGAACCUCAAACUCUGCAUCACCUGCAAAGACAGGGACUUCCUGCUCGCCAACCACCGGCCCAGAUAACGCAGCAUGCCCUGGCAGUGUGCAGGACUCUCUAUCCAAAGAUCACCGAGUUCAGACACACACACACACACACACACACACACACACACACCGAACACAGCAAAGAAGCAGUGUUGACCUCCUGUUAAUCUGCUGUUUCACUUAAGAGGCAUUUCAUCAUCUUAAAUCUAAAAAAAAAGUGUUACCAAACAUAAAAGCAAAAGCAGUGGAAGUUCCUUGAAGGAAAGGAACAAAAAAAAUGAUCAUUUAGAUUCCAGCCCAGAGGCUUUUUGGUUUGUAUGAUGAGGUUCUGUCCAAAAAUUCCAGUAUAAUCUGAUAUCUGGCUGAUAGUGUUCCCCAUUUGACGCCCGACACUCUAAAAGAAACAACAAACCGACUAAUGGUAUUUUAAGUUGGCGUCACUCUUUACAUUCUGUACAUAUUCCAAUGUUUUCCACUUUUCUGACGGCUGUCUUUCUUUCAAAUGACGUGUGAACUCUUUGUGUAAAUAUUUAUGCAUUUUUAAUUUCCUGAUGUGUAGAUAGUGAGAAGUUUUAACCCCCUUUUCAUGAUGCGAUCUCUUUAGUCUGUGUAAGAACUUGCCUUUGAUUUGAAAUGACAACUGAAUGAAUGAUCUACGGAAGCUGAGAGGGGACACACGGACUGGUGAUUAGUUGUCUUGAGGUCACGACUUAAUUACUUCUGUUGGAAAUAUUUAUUAAGUCACCGUGACCUUUAGUUGUUUGAUUUCAUGCUUGAGUAUUUUGCUCUUCAUCAAAGAUAACGGUUACUAAUUUAAAGGCUAAAUGCACAAACAAUUUCAUUUAAACAAAUUUCAUUUGCGUGGUUGUGUGGUCAUUAUUAUUUCUCCUCUUGUUAUCCCAAAUCGCUCUAACAUAUCACAAGUUUUGUCCCGCAGGAGUUAGAACAUUUUAAUUGGUACCGGCAGCAGCAGCUGUCAGCAACCUGAGAAGAAAAAUGUUUAAUAUCGCAGAGUACCACGAUACUAAAGUCCUUAUCUGAAGGUAACUGGAGUCAAAUAAAAACUCUCAGCUUCUAUAUAGAUUAGCAGACGGCUCAUGUACUUUAUUUCUCACUCUCCUGUGUACACAAACCCACAAUUCUAAAUUCAUAAAUACACCAUGAACAGGUGGAAGUGUUGGCUCUGGGAUCUUUGAAUGUUCAGUUUUUUUGUUUGUUUUU
Molecule: messenger RNA, 2140 nt
Organism: Sander lucioperca (pikeperch)
Lineage: Eukaryota; Metazoa; Chordata; Actinopteri; Perciformes; Percidae
Gene: aph1b
Product: APH1B gamma secretase subunit
Exons: 8
Coding region: 182-958 (258 amino acids)
Biological process (GO): positive regulation of catalytic activity; protein processing; Notch signaling pathway
Cellular component (GO): membrane; endoplasmic reticulum; gamma-secretase complex
Molecular function (GO): protein-macromolecule adaptor activity
Source: RefSeq, a predicted model, not a curated record